This is a messenger RNA of Cercocebus atys (sooty mangabey), 1389 nucleotides long. RefSeq names its product derlin 3 (gene DERL3). Gene Ontology annotation, cellular component: Hrd1p ubiquitin ligase ERAD-L complex; endoplasmic reticulum membrane. The coding region runs from base 358 to 1095 and encodes 245 amino acids. Gene Ontology annotation, molecular function: misfolded protein binding; ubiquitin-specific protease binding. Lineage: Eukaryota; Metazoa; Chordata; Mammalia; Primates; Cercopithecidae. Gene Ontology annotation, biological process: endoplasmic reticulum unfolded protein response. The transcript has 5 exons. The record is from RefSeq and is a predicted model, not a curated record.
UACGAUCUUAGCCCCGCCCCCGUGGUGUCGUGGGUCCUCGCUACUGGUCCUCUCCUAGAAAGCCGCGAAGUGACCAGUUCCUCAUUGGCCACACGUUCUCCCGCGCCACCACCGCAGCCACAACAACCGCCACGUGCUCAACCUUGGCGCCUGCCCAUUGGCCACCAGCCUCUACCCGCCCACUCUCCCUUUCCGCCCCUAAUUGCCCUCUUCCUCCUUCCAUUGGCUGCCGGGCUCAGGGGCUCUCUUUUCAGCCGGGGCGAGCAGCGCCUCGGAUGCGGAUUGGUAGAAGGCGGGGCUGGGAGGCGGGUUAAAGAGCGCGUUGCUGGCUGGGCCACGCGUGCUUGAGAAGGUUCAAUGGCGUGGCAGGGACUAGCGGCCGAGUUCCUGCAGGUGCCGGCGGUGACGCGGGCUUACACCGCAGCCUGUGUCCUCACCACUGCGGCGGUGCAGCUGGAGCUCCUCAGCCCGUUUCAACUCUACUUCAACCCGCACCUUGUGUUCCGGAAGUUCCAGGUCUGGAGACUCGUCACCAACUUCCUCUUUUUCGGGCCCCUGGGAUUCAGCUUCUUCUUCAACAUACUCUUCGUGUUCCGCUAUUGCCGCAUGCUGGAAGAGGGCUCCUUCCGCGGCCGCACGGCCGACUUCGUCUUCAUGUUUCUCUUCGGGGGCGUCCUUAUGACCCUGCUGGGAUUCCUGGGCAGUCUGUUCUUCCUGGGCCAGGCCCUCAUGGCCAUGUUGGUGUACGUGUGGAGCCGCCGCAGCCCUCGGGUGAGGGUCAACUUCUUCGGCCUGUUCACUUUCCAGGCACCGUUCCUGCCUUGGGCACUCAUGGGCUUCUCGCUGCUGCUGGGCAACUCCAUCCUCGUGGACCUGCUGGGUGAGCCUCCUGGUACAUCCAGUCCACCCCAGGCUGGCCACUCCCCUCAGGACAGACUGCUUAUGCCCUGGGGCCCCUCUCCCAUCCGUGCUGGAGCUCUGCUCACAUCUGGACCUCUCAUCUGGCUCCAUCCCCAUCUUCCUGCCCUCCCCGCUGCUGUGCUCUUACAGCCCCUCAAGCCACCCGGCCCACAUAAUUUGCAUCUUCAGGGCUGAUCUGCUGAUGCUUGCGUGGUCCUGAUGGGGGUGGGGAAUGGGCGGGUCAGGGUUCCUGCCCCAUGGCUCCCACUCCUCCACUAUUCUCAGGCCCUCCCCUCCCUGUGUCCUGUCUGCUUCUGGGCCCUUUAAGCUUGUCCUUCAGGGCCCACCCUGGGCUGACACUCUGCAAGAUUUUGGGGAACUCAUGCUCUGGGGCCUGCAGGGCCACCAGGCUGUGGAUGGGGGCCGGGGCAGGUUCUGCUGGUCUAGGACUCUGGGCUGUGGAAGGUGACCCUGCAGUCCGUGGCUGUC